ACAGAGAAGGGAGACAGAGGGAGAGAGAGAGAGGGUGACAGAGACAGAGAGGAAGUGGAUAGGGAGACUGAGAGAGACAGAGACAGACAGGGAGAGCGGUAAAAGUUACAGGGAAAGAAGGUAAAGAGAAGGAGGGGAUAGAGAGAUUGAGAUUCACAGAGAGAGAAAUAGAGUGGGGUAAGGGUGAUGGGCUAUGAGUUGGAUUGAGUUGUGUGAGUCACUGGAGGAGAGAUUUAGAGGCAGAGGGAGGGUUGCUUAUUAAUGACACUCAGGGUCUGGAGGAUCAGAGUGGCCUGGAGGGUGGAAGGGGUGGAAUUGAUGGUGUCAGUUUGAGGGUGUUUAGUUGGGAAUGGAUUCUGAGGACAUGAGGAUUAGAGGAAAAAGUUAGCUCAUUGAGCUCAGUGAGAGAGAGUGACUACUCCCUGGUGGCAGGACUGAACACGCCAUCCACCCCAAACCCCACCCCCACCCACAAGCACAGAGUGUAUUUCACAGGAAUUCACAGCAGCAUCUGACCACAGUGACCAGCAACUGACCACAGUGACCAGGAACUGACCACUAAGUGACCAGGAACUGACCACAGUGACCAGGAAUUGACCACUAAGUGACCAGGAACUGACCACAGUGACCAGGAACUGACCACUAAGUGAACAACAGUGGCAAGAAAAAGGACAGAAAUUGAUCAGUGAUCCUCCAUGAGUAACUAAUGACUGAUGAGCAGAAACCAUUGAAGGACAGCCAGUGACCAGAAGAGGCCGAGAUCAGAAAGUAAGGACCAGAGUAACGAGCAGAGAGCAGUAACGUACCGGCAACAGAGGAACAGUGAGCAGUGAAGCUUUACACAAGACAGAUCGGUGACUUUCUGCUGGAGACAUGGCUCAUAGCACCUACAACCAGCUCUGGCUACAAGCUCAAAAUGCCCUGAAUGACAUUCUCGAGCUAGAGUCUGCCGGGUCCACACUGGACAUAACCAAAGAUGCUGCAGCGUUUUCCCGAUACCAGAACAAUCUUUACAUCAAAUACAUCCGGAUAUUCCGCAAACUGGAGAUUGUCCAUGAUCAGAUCGCUCAUCCUCAGAAGUGGAAAGUGGUGGAGAUGCUCCUGGAAGGAGUGAUGGGGCGGAUUAUCGAGGUGCGGAGGGAGAUGGUUGAUAAAGGACUUUCCGAGUUUCACUUCAUGGACGAUGUGAUCCAGGACCUGAAACUGACACCGUCAAUGAAUGAGGAGCAUGGAUAUCAAAGAACAUCCAAGCUGCAGCAAGCAACAGGUGGAGCCAUGGGUUGGCAUGUGGAGUGGGAAAGGCGAUGUAAUGAGUAA
Molecule: messenger RNA, 1317 nt
Organism: Rhincodon typus (whale shark)
Lineage: Eukaryota; Metazoa; Chordata; Chondrichthyes; Orectolobiformes; Rhincodontidae
Product: dynein regulatory complex protein 11-like
Exons: 3
Coding region: 874-1317 (147 amino acids)
Source: RefSeq, a predicted model, not a curated record